AUGAACUACACGAGGAAGAGAGCCCUUCUCGCCUGCGACUUCUGUAGACAUCGGAAGCGGCGGUGCGAUGGAAACCACCCUUGCUCUACCUGCCUCGAGGCAGCGGCAGACUGCAUCUACAAAGAGCUCCCCGUGGAUCGCGUCGAACCCUCAUCCUCGUCCCAGGGAGUGGUCGCCGAGAGACUGAGCCGGAUAGAAGCGCUGUUGGAAGAGCAGGGGCAGAGAUUGAACGACAUGGCACGGGGAGAUCACUACGCUUACACCUCGACUCCCGCCUCGUUCCCGUCCUUCCGCUCUUCCCCUCAGAUCCCAGCUGCCUCGCCCCUCUCCGUGUCCAAUCGAUCGCUGGAAGCUGCGGACGUAAGCUUUGAGAGCGCCCAGUUCCUGAUUCCCCCUGGCCACACGGCGACCUCUAUCUGGCUCCUGUCACUCCCAGCCAUCCAGUCUGUGAUAGGGGAUUCUCCAAGGACCUACUUUCACGAGCUUGAGGAGAGCACACCGCUCCCCCGUCCCCUGGAUCUCGUCAACCCUCAGCCCGUCAACUGGCCCUCAUUUGCGCCCGAGCUACUGCAGAAGCUCGCUGACGCAUACUUCAGGGAUGUCUCGCCACACCUGCCCCUACUCUCCCGGCUGUACUACGAUAUCCUCCAGAAUGAUCUCUUGGAAAACGGGCCGACAGAAGACAUCGAAACCGCCAUCUGCCUCUGUAUCUGGGCCCUGGGCUCCGUGGCGUCCAAUUCAACGGACGCUGCUGUUCCAGAACACGAAACGGAUCCUGCUAUAGACCUCGGGAUGGACUUUUUCCAACCCGCCCUGAGGAUUAUCCUUUCCAAGUCUAUAUGGGGGUUCACACCCAACCUAAAGGUCUGCCAGGCUCUGUUCCUGGCCGGGACGUACUUCUCCUAUUUGGGGUCGACCGCUUCAUUCUUGGAAGAUGAUCUACACUGCGGGCCUCUCUAUCGCAGCCAACUACGACUUCACGCAAACGGAACAGUUUCCGAACGAGCCAGAACAAUACUAUGA
Messenger RNA from Diaporthe citri, 1023 nucleotides. RefSeq lists its product as uncharacterized. NCBI's taxonomy places the organism in Eukaryota, Fungi, Ascomycota, Sordariomycetes, Diaporthales, Diaporthaceae. The transcript is spliced from 4 exons. The record is from RefSeq and is a predicted model, not a curated record. The coding region runs from base 1 to 1023 and encodes 340 amino acids. Gene Ontology annotation, molecular function: zinc ion binding; DNA binding; DNA-binding transcription factor activity, RNA polymerase II-specific. Gene Ontology annotation, biological process: DNA-templated transcription; regulation of DNA-templated transcription.